Messenger RNA from Colletotrichum destructivum, 187 nucleotides. RefSeq lists its product as uncharacterized. NCBI's taxonomy places the organism in Eukaryota, Fungi, Ascomycota, Sordariomycetes, Glomerellales, Glomerellaceae. The record is from RefSeq and is a predicted model, not a curated record. The coding region runs from base 3 to 176 and encodes 57 amino acids. The transcript has a single exon.
ACAUGCUCGCAGGAAUCUCGACUGCAAUAUGCCUCCCGUUAAUCGAGUCGAUUGGCGUUGGCUGGGUUUCGACAAUGUCAGCAGGUAUCCAAUUCAUAUGUGCUGGAUUGGUAUAUCUCACUGUUCGUCUGGGAGCAACGUGGCGUAAGACGCAUCAGGUACCUGUACCGAUCUGAUAUUGAUCCUU